Molecule: messenger RNA, 354 nt
Organism: Chenopodium quinoa (quinoa)
Lineage: Eukaryota; Viridiplantae; Streptophyta; Magnoliopsida; Caryophyllales; Amaranthaceae
Product: prostatic spermine-binding protein-like
Exons: 1
Coding region: 1-354 (117 amino acids)
Source: RefSeq, a predicted model, not a curated record
AUGGAGGAGGAGCAUGGUGAAAAGAUGAACAACGACGAUGAUGAAGACUUAUAUGACGUCUACAUGGAUGACAAGGAAGGUGGUGAUAGUCACCGCCGAAAGGGUGAUGAUUAUUAUUAUGAUGAGGGUGAUGACGAAGAUGAUUACAACGAUGAUUAUUAUAAUCAUGGCUCAGAUGGUUACAACGAGGAUGAUGAUGACAAUGGAAGUGAUGGUGAGGUAGGAUGGGAUGAGGAUGAUGACGAUGAAGAAGAAGAAUACGAUUAUGAUUUAGAGAGGAGAAUCGAGGCGUUCAUUGCCAAGGUUAUCAAUGGAUGGAAGGAAGAAUGGUUUAGUGACAACUUUAAUGACUAA